CCCAAUUUGAACACUACUUUCUGCACAUACCUUCAAAUAAUUUCUGGGUGAUCGUUCCAAUCACGAUGGAUCUCUGUCCGCCCGCUGCAGACUCUCCUGCGUUGUCUCCGACCUGCGCCGAGAACAAGUUAAAGCUCGUCUGCCAUUUCAGCGCUGGUCCGCAGCUCCUCAACCACGACCAUACCGAUGCUCAGAGGGUGUCCGUAACCCUGCCUGCUCACUGCAGCGUCCACCAGCUGAGGAUGCACAUCUCCAUGCAGGUGCAGAACUUCCAUCCUGAUCCCCUUGCGAUACUGGAUCCAGAGAGGUAUACCUUGCUAUAUUGUAAGGUGGACGACUGGUACGAGGUCUACGACGACUGUCAGAUCAUCAGGACACUAAACAUGCCGUGGUGGUAUGACGACGCUGGACUACGAACAGCCCACAUGAUGCUGAAGGAGACGGUGACAGUGGAUUCAGAGUCCAAGCAGAAGCAACAACACUUGUUGGCCUUCCUAAUGGGGCACAAUCUGGAGGAAGAGGUAUCGGACAGACUUGGCGAGCUGGCAUACACCCGCAGGAAAUUGGCAUCUUUGAGAAAAGAGGAGCUGAAGCAUCGAGACGAAACGUUGUACACCACAGAGCCUUGGAUCGCAAACACUCCGGUGCAAGACGACUUAAAGCACCUGCUAAACAGAAAGCUCCCAAUCACCUUACAUUACAUGAAUCAGAUCAGCUUCAGUAUACAAGUCGAUUAUACCGCAACACCUGAUAUCCUUCUGAAAUUUUUUGAACGAGUCAUGACAGAGCAGAAGCAAGACCUUCAUGACACUAUGGUGCUGAAAGUAUCAGGAAGAGAGGAGUUCAUAUCCGGGGACUACCCUCUGAGAGACUUCCAAUGGGUGCGACAGUGCUUAAAAGACAAUCAAGACCUCCACCUGUCUGUGGUCCCUAUCUCGCAGCUUGUCAAGGAGAUGGUCCAGUUGGAGGACUUGCCGCUUGUGGACGCUUUCAGCGGUAGAUUUAUGUCCCAUGAGGAUAUGUGCUUGAAAGGGAAGGAUUCGGAAGACGUCUUCAUGAUAUCUCUGUGGGACUGCAACAGAAAGUUUCGCGUCAAACUUGUCGGUAUCGACGUUCCGAUGAUGCCCAGGAAAUCCCUGCAAUCUGUUUUUGUGGAAGCGUCGAUACUUUACGGCAAUAGGGUUCUCUUGUCGGUAUCUUCACCUCCUAAACUCUUCACAGAUGAAGUCCUGUGGAAUGAAUGGCUGGACUUUGAUGUGUUCCUGAAGGAUCUGCCACACGGAGCCAAGCUGGGCUUCACUAUUAACGCCAGCAGCAAUGACAACAAGGAUGCAAAGUCGGCUUCAAAAAUGACCGAUGUGUCGAAAGGGAGGGCAAAAGUGCUUUACUUUGUCAAUCUUCUCUUGAUAGAUCACAGAUCGGUCCUCAGACAGGGAUCCAUAACGCUACACAUGUGGUCUCACCAUGACCAGGAGGAUGGGGCCAUCACCUACCAAGCAGACAAGCUGUCCUGCGCUACGAACCCGGAUAGUUCCAACUCCAUGGCCAUUACCUUCCUUCUUGACCGCUACAGCUACCCCGUGGUUCUCCCAAAGUGCUUCAGCCACACUCCCAGCACUGCCCCGUCUGAUUCUGCCUGCGCACCCAUGCAGGACAAAGCAAAUGAGCCUGAUACCUUCAGACGUCUUUCUCAAGACAUUUACCCGAAGAAGGCUCUCAUAAAAAGAUUUAGGGAGAAGAGCGUUUGCUACGGUCCUAACCUACCUAAGUUCCUCCGCAAUGUGGACUGGAUGGAUAGCAGAGUGGUGGAGGAUGUCCACUGGUUGCUGAUAAACUGGGACCCGGCAGAACUGGAUGUGACCGUGGCCCUGGAGCUGCUGAGCAUGGACUUUGCUGACGAGGCGGUCAGGAGUUUAGCGGUCCAGAGACUAGAGAGCCUCUCCAAUGACGACGUUCUAAAGUAUUUGCUGCAGUUGGUGCAGACCCUCAAAGUGGAAGCCUACCAUGAUAGCGUCCUCGCUCGCUACCUCAUCAAAAGAGCCUUAAGGAGCAAGCGCAUCGGCCACUUCUUCUUCUGGUACGUGCGCGGCGAAGUGACGGCGUGUCCAUAUUUUCGCCAGCGCAUGGCCGUGGUUUUGGAGGCGUACCUGCUCGGCUGCGGUCAGGCCAUGCUGGACGGCUUUGCUCGGCAGGUACAGGCCGUGAAUGCCCUGCAGGAGGUCGCCCUCCUGAUGAAGAGCCUUUACCCUGAAAAAACGGUCCUUCCCCCGACAGCUACACUCAAGCUUCGACAACUUCUCCAAGACAACACUCUGCCUGAAUUCCUGCUGCCUUUGGACCCUCGCGUUAAAGUGGGACGGAUUCUGCUGGAUAAAUGCAAGGUGAUGGCGUCGAAGAAGAAACCGUUGUGGUUGGAGUUCGCCGCCAUGCCGUCACCGACCUCUGCUCCACCUGUUGGAAUCAUUUUCAAACAAGGGGAUGACCUCAGACAGGACAUGCUUGUUAUCCAGACAUUGAUGGUGAUGGACUCCAUCUGGCAGGAGCAGUCACUGCAUCUUAACCUGGUUCCAUAUGGCUGCAUUUCCACGGGGCACAACAUAGGUAUGAUCGAGGUGGUACGUGACGCGGUGACCAUCGCUGCCGUCCAGAGGAGCCACGGAGGAACCAUCGGACUCUUCAGAGACGACGCGGUCUUUGAGUGGCUCAAAUCCAAGUGUUCGCUCCAGGAAAUUCACUUCAAGACCGUGGAGCGCUUUGUCAAGUCCUGUGCCGGGUACUGUGUGGCCACGUAUGUGCUGGGUAUCGGGGACCGUCACAAUGACAACAUCAUGAUAACAGAUCAAGGCAAUUUGUUCCACAUCGACUUUGGCCACAUCCUAGGUAACAGGAAGCACUUCCUGGGAGUGAGCAGGGAGCGUGUCCCGUUUGUCCUCACGCCCGACUUCCUGUACGUCAUGGGCCGGGUCAAAGGUCGCAGUAGCCUCUACUUUCAGUGCUUCAGGGACACGUGUGUGCGGGCCUACCUGGCGCUGCGUUCUCACUCUGGCCUGCUGGUGACGCUCUUCUCCCUCAUGCUGCUCACUGGCAUGCCUGAGCUGAGCGCCGCAGAGGACAUGCAGUACCUGCGGGAGGCGCUGCAGGAGGACAGGAGCGAGGCGGAGGCCCAGGAACAUUUCCUCCAGCAGAUUAGCAAGUGUGAGCAGCUGGACUGGACCGUGCAGGCCAACUGGUGGAUACACCUGCUGGCAAAUAGAUAAGACGCACGGUCUCAUUUAUCACAUUUCAUUGCAUGACCAAUCACACAGUAAUGACAACUUUUUUCCCCGUUAGAUUAGUUAACAAGAUGACGUAGAAAGUACACCGCUGAUUGCUACACAUUUUUUUAGAGGGAGCUUCAGGUAUGAAUGAAGAUCCAUGGCAACGGUGUCCAAAGUGCGGCCCGCAGCUCAAUUUUUAUUGGCCCGCGAUUAGAGAUGUCCGAUAAUGGCUUUUUUGCCGAUAUUCCGAUAUUGUCCAACUCUUAAUUACCGAUUCCGAUAUCAACCGAUACCGAUAUAUACAGUCGUGGAAUUAACACAUUAUUAUUAGGGAUGUCCGACAAUAGCUUUUUGCGGAUAUCCGAUAUUCCGAUAUUGUCCAACUCUUUAAUUACCGAUACCGAUAUCAACAGAUACUGAUAUACACAGUCGUGGAAUUAACACAUUAUUAUGCCUAAUUUGGACAAGCAGGUAUGGUGAAGAUAAGAUCCUUUUUUUUUUUUAAUUCAUAAAAUAAAAUAAGAUGAAUAAAUUAAAAACAUUUUCUUGAAUAAAAAAGAAAGUAAAACAAUAUAAAAACAGUUUCAUAGAGGCUAUUAAUUAAUGAAAAUGAGUAAAAUUAACUGUUAAAGGUUAGUACUAUUAGUGGACCAAUCAUGUGUGCUUACGGACUGUAUCCCUUGCAGACUGUAUUGAUAUAUAUUGAUAUAUAAUGUAGGAACCAGAAUAUUAAUAACAGAAAGAAACAACCCUUUUGUGUGAAUGAGUGUAAAUGGGGGGGGAGUUUUUUUGGGUUGGUGCACUAAUUGUAAGUGUAUCUUGUGUUUUUUAUGUUGAUUUAAUAAAAAAAAAUAAAAUAAAAAAAUAAAAAAUGAUACCGAUAAUAAAAAAAAACCGAUACCGAUAUUUUCCGAUAUUACAUUUUAAACAUUUAUCGCCCGAUAUUAUCGGACAUCUCUAAUUAUUAUGCCUAAUUUUGUUGUGAUGCCCCGCUGGAUGCAUUACACUGACCACGCUUUUUGUUUGUACCCCUUUUAUAGUCAAGAUUAAAUCAUGUUUUUACCUGCACGCCUUGUCCAGAGUAGUCCGAUUGCAUCCCGGGAAAACAAUACGAGCAGUAAGCUACGAAAAACUCCCCGUCUUGACAAUAACCACAUAUAAAUAUAUAUACACUAUAACCACAUAUAAAUAUAUAUACACUUUAACCACAUCUAAAUAUAUAUACACUAUUACCACA
Molecule: messenger RNA, 4494 nt
Organism: Nerophis lumbriciformis (worm pipefish)
Lineage: Eukaryota; Metazoa; Chordata; Actinopteri; Syngnathiformes; Syngnathidae
Product: phosphatidylinositol 4,5-bisphosphate 3-kinase catalytic subunit gamma isoform
Biological process (GO): phosphatidylinositol-mediated signaling; phosphatidylinositol 3-kinase/protein kinase B signal transduction; cell migration
Cellular component (GO): cytoplasm; phosphatidylinositol 3-kinase complex, class IB; plasma membrane
Molecular function (GO): 1-phosphatidylinositol-4-phosphate 3-kinase activity; 1-phosphatidylinositol-3-kinase activity
Source: RefSeq, a predicted model, not a curated record